This is a messenger RNA of Xyrichtys novacula (pearly razorfish), 8539 nucleotides long. Lineage: Eukaryota; Metazoa; Chordata; Actinopteri; Labriformes; Labridae. The record is from the annotation of a GenBank genome assembly.
UUGGGCCUCCAGCAGUUUAUGCCAUCAUUUAUUUAUUUUUAUAACAGCAGCGCCAUCUCUUGGUAGGAUUAAGUAAAGCAAUGUGGGUUUUAGUGUAGUGUCCUCCAAAGCAGCACUAUUGUAUAGAGUGAGAUAUGAAGUACUGAGUAAGCUCUUUAUAUGUGUAAAAACAUAACAAAAAAAGAAGACACUAGGAAUAAUGAAGUCUUAAAGGCACUUUUCGUGGUUUAUCCAAAAUUAUAUGUUUUCAGUAUUUACACGGUUACAUUUUAAGACACCAAAGUAAAAAAAGUCUGUUACAAAAAAAUUAAAUGAUGUUAUAUAGAUUAAUAUUGAGUAAGCUCUUGAUAUGUGUGAAAACAGAAACAUUUAUAUGACAAUAUGAAUAAUAUUGUCUUAAAGGCAGUUUUUGUCCCUAGUUUUAAAUGUUAUCAUGACCUCAUUUUAUGUUGCAUGGUUCUUGUGUUGUCUGGGUUUCUCAUGACAUAAAAGUGGCCUUCAAUUCUGUUUUAACUGAGCUUUUUGUUUUUAUCUGUCUUUUUCCAUGUACUCUAUGACUAUAUGUCAAAACAUUUUGUAAAAUUCUGUUUUUAAGAGUGCUACACAAAUCAAGUUAUUAUUAUUAUUAUUAUUAUUAUUAUUAUCAUUAUUAUUAAUAUUAUUAGUUUAUCUAAAAUACAUUUUCAGUAUUUACACGGUUGAUCGUUACAUUUUAAGACACCGAAGUAAAACAGUCUGAUAUUAAAAAUUAAAUGAUGUUAAAAAGAUUUAUAUUGAGUAAGCUCUUGAUAUGUGUAAAAACAGAAAAAAUAUAUAUCCAACAAAAGGGAAAAGUAUAGUCUUAGAGUCAGUUUUUGUCACUAGUUUAUCUAAAAUUAUGUGUUUUCAGUAUUUACACAGUUAAUCGUUACAUUUUAAGACACCAAAGUAAAAAAAAGUCUGAUGCAAAAAAUUUAAAUGAUGUAAAACAAAUUAGAAAUAUAUAUAUAUAAAUAAAUUGAAAUUAAAUCGGUGUUAAUCAUACCUCCUUGGCAUUUUCCCCAUUAUUUGCAAGAUACCUAAAGUGCAUUAAGUAUCACAAAAGGUGUCUAUUUCACAAGCAAUCUAGUCACAAACAAAAAAUAAAAUAUGCCAGAUGUAAAAUUCUCUCAGUAGUGUAACGGGAAGAUAUUCUAUUACAAGUUUUUCUUAAAAAUUCGGGUCUCUUGUUCCUGAGAGGGAUUUAACGACAACUACAUCCAUUGAAAAUAAAGGAUUGGGGGUUAAAGAUUGUCUAUAUUUGCUGUUAUUUUUCAUUUUGCCUCUCGCAGUUUUACAAACGUUAAUAAUUAAAAAGGCUAAAAGAGACAAAUCAAAGUAAACGAGGUAGGACGGGCUAACGUUCGGAGACAACAGAUGUGCAUAUUUUAGUCACCAGCGUACACCGCCGUCUCUUCUUGUCUUACAGUGACCCUCCGUUUAACCACCCCGCUUCCCCGGACCAUGCUUUGACACAAAACAAGCACCUUUGUGGAGUACUGCGCCAUCACCAGCUCUGUUAGCCGUGAAAGCUAGCUCGCUGCUCAGGGGGGCGAAUCGUUUGUGAUCUAAAGGACGACCUAAGUAUCUAUUUGACAGAUUUUACCCAAAGCAAGACAUUUUACUCGUAAAGGUCGUGGUGAGUAUUUUGUUCCCAGACAUUUUUCAUUUUUCCUUCCUUUUUCUUUUCUUUUUGGAUUUUUUUCCACGAUGCUUUUUCCUGUUUUGCCCGUGGACAGAUCGUUAUGUGCUAGCUGAGCUAACCUCGGAGACGCUCGCUCAUCCCCCACAGAAACACGAACGCUGGUUGUGAUUUUUGGGUUUACGCGACGCUUUGGAUGCACUUUAGCGACGGUUUUAUCAUUUUUGCAAGUAUGUGUAGCCUUGGUUUUUGUAGCGUUUAUAGUGAACUCUUUUCCUUGACGGGACUGAAGUGUUUUUGGCACGCUGCUCAGUCAGCCCACCAUGCUAACUAACUAGCUUUAUGGUUUUGUAGUCUCGGCUUCAUCCUGAUCCUCAUUGAUUGAUGAAUAUCGACGACAAAUCUAGAAGGGGUUUUGCAGGUUUUGGUUUUUGCAAGCAGAAGAACUGGUCUAGUGCUGUGUAUUUUUCAUUUUUAACUGGUUGUUGGCCCAUCUUAUCCAAGCCAGCCGGCUUUGUGCCGCCGAUGCUAGCGCAGGCCUGUGUUUCACACUAAAGCCUCUUGGUGGCGCUGUCGGAGUCCAGGCGGUGUGUUGUGGAUGGUUUAGGUAAUUUUUGAUUUUCCGGCUCACUUUGUUUUUAAUUUUUAAUUUUUGAGGAGUAGAUUUUUCCCGUGUUUUUUUUUACCCCCUCCAUGAUGAAGAGUGAUUUUUGCUGAUUUUGGAGGUGCUGGACUGUCCAAAAAACCUCAGUUUUACACAUAAACAUCAAAUGAAUUAAACAUUGGUCCUCCUGAAUGAGAUUUAUGGCUGUUUGUAUGCUGACAUUAGCUGACAGGUUGCACUCAUUAAUCAUUCAUUUGAAACAGAAGCCAAUAAAUGUGUUUAAUUGAUGAGAAAAAAGGGAAAUAUAUCACCUUAUCAAUGUCACAAAUGGCCCUAUAGAUCCCUCUGUAAGCAGGUCUUAGUCCAGCUUUCAUUGCAUCAUUGGUUCUUGUCAUCUGCUUAAAUCAAUCUUCACUGUCCAUUUGCUUGUAUGUGGUGGGAAUAAACUUAUUUAUCUCGACAAGGAUAACAGUAAUAUUAAUGGUUCCUGUUUAAUAAACUGUGCCCUCCAUAAUUAGUUAUGUUAAUUUAUAAAAGUCCUUAAAAUGAAAUGCACACCCUAACAGUAGACAUGAGAGUUAAACUACAAGUGAAAGACUGCUGACUGAUGAAUAUUAUUAUAAAUUUGCUCUUUGGCCCCUGAUCCUGAUUAGUUUUUAUUUAUUAAAGGGAUAUUCCGGCGUGAAAUUAAUUUAGGGACAAACACAUCAUAACACCGAGUCAGACACCCCCUCAAAGGAUGAAUGUUGCUGACUGCUUGCCUGCUCAUUUCUUCAUGUAAAUGCAAUCAGACCAAGGCGCUAAGGCAGAAGAACUGCCGCGUCUGCAGUGCAAAAUGAUUAAUAUGGUGAUCAUUACUUCUAGGAAAUAAUAAAGUAAUUAUCAUAAAUGUUCUUCCUUGAGCUGCGUCACCCCGCUGUAGUCCGUAACGGACUGACCUGAGGUGAGUUGUGUUUAGUCUCUUUGCUAAAGAAAUCAGGCAAAGUUAAAAAGAUGUUUUGUGGCUAGGACCCUAUAUGUCCUGUUGAUGAAGUUAGGUGCUGUACUGAGCAUUAUUUGUGGCUGUAGAGUGGCGUUUUGGUUGAGGUUUGUUUAUGGCUCCUCAGACUGCUGUGUAUAUAAUGUUGGUAUAACUAGAGAAGCUUCUGGUCGGCAACAUUCAUCUCUCGAGGGGCAUGUCUAACUCUGUGUUACAGUGUGUUUGACCCUAAAUUAAUUUUACACCGGAAUAUCCCUUUUGAUAUUAAGAAUCUGCUGAUGAUGAGACCCAACCCCAUACUUAUAUUUGCAUAGAUAAUAGAGACACACACCCUUUUGAGUGUAGUGUAUUUUUGUUUUAAAAAGGUUCUCAGAGUAAACUAAUAAACUAAUCGACGCCUUCAGCUUAUUUGAUUUAACUUAGUCCUUUUAGUAUUAGUAUAAAACUCACAUAUUAGUCACCUGGCUUAGUGUAACUUCCCUUCAUGUUACUGAACCAUAAAUCCCUCUGGUCUGAGUUGUCUGUUAAUGAGCUUCUUUAGUGCAAACUCCUCUGAAAUAGUGUCAAACUGAAAAUAAGCACCAUGCUCUCUACCUCUAGACUUACACAUCCACCAGGGGUCAGGUUUCAGUCCCGCAGUGGCUAGCUGUAAUAGGUUUACCUUGUGUUUCUGUGUUUGCCUCGUCACUAACCCCUGUACACACCCCCCAACCAGGUAAGACUUGGUACAACAUAACCCUGCUCGGCUUGACUGAGGUGUGUUUUCUGUCACCUCAGUAUAAAUCGUGAGGGGCGAAGGUGAAGGUCGAGACACCAGCCCAAACUGACCCCAGCGCACAGUGUCAAACAUCAGAAAGACGACAGCCCUGCACACAGACGCUAUGGAGUGAGUGAUGAAUGUUUGACCCCCCUCUUGUCAGCCAGAGGAGAGGGGGUUACUGUUGAUGCCUCUGCUGUUUUCAUGUUUGCUGUAUCAGGGCUCAAAUCCCAAUCUCCAGAUCCCCACAAAGCUCUGGGCUUCACCGAAUAUCCUCAUCCUUCACAGAAGACAGUUACUGUUUUCCCUGGAGGAGGACCUAGUAUAACCACAAGUCUAGUGUUGAGAGUGACUUUAGAUGCUCUGCUUUAUGAUAAAAUGUUCUGAUAGUAGACUAACUAUCAAACUGUACUGCACUGCUUGGUGUUGUUCCUCCAAUGCUGUCCUCUACUGGUGCUUAACGGUGUACUGCAGCAAAAUGACACACUCUUAUGAAUCAGUGGAUUAGAUCUCCCUGCACGAUCAUGUUCACCUCACUCUUCCUUAACUUAAUACUAAUGAGAGCAACCAAACCAACAGACACCCUCAAAACCUUCAUCUGCUUCAUACUGCGGCACAUUGACGUCUAAUCCCAAACUUAAUUUUAAGUGGCAGGCCUCCCUCACAGCUCCAGAAAGUAAAACUUCCCACAAAUUCACAUUGAAAUGUAAUUUUACUCCACCUACAAUCUGCUAAAAGCUCCUUUUGAUGAAGUCUCAAGGCCCUCUAUGUGGAUUCUUGUCCGUCUCUGUCAUCCUGGCAGAAAUAAAGGAUGCUGAAGUGAAUUGAGUAUCUGAGAGGGGUUGAAAAAUGUGCUGAAACAUGUUGCAAAAAUCCUGUCAUUCUCCCCAAGUUUCUUAUCUACACAAAGCAUUAUUGAUUGUUAUUGAUCACAGACACUUGCUGCAGAAUCUGGUCUUCAUUCGCUGGGUUUGUGGAAGCAUGUGGUGCCUAAUGAGAUUAAACUAUUUCAUUUUUUUCCUCAUUCUGGAUUAUUCUAGAUCAGGGCUGCACAAUUCUGCUAAAAAGUUCAUGACGGUCAUUUUGAUCUGUAUUGAGAUCAUGCUUAUUAAUUUUGGGGACAUUUUUUCCCUGUUUUUGUUUUAAAAAUGUUUAUAUCCUGCCACUUGUCUCUUACCGGGGCUGGAUUUGGGCAAAAACUGCGCCUUAGCAUUUUUGUUCCACAUGGAUUUUGUCAAAUAUGACCUUAAAGCUUUACAUUUUCAGGUGUGGAGUAUUGUUACUGAGUGCUAUUAAAAAGACAGGAGUGCUUAGACUUAAGCUUUUAAUCUUAUCCCAAUCAAAUAAUAGUCUUAGAGGCCACUCAUUAAGUUAUGCAAUUGUUAACGCUGGUCAGCAUGAGUAAACGCUUGUUUUUGCUGCAGUUUUGCUCACAAGGUUCCUCUGCUUCACUGUCCCGCACGUCAAAUUCUCUCACUUAGUCUGCUUUGCUACAGAUGGUCUUCUGCUCUCAGGGCUGAUAACUACCAUCAGUCACAUUUCUGUGACCCUGGAAAGGCCAAAACCUUGAACAGGAUUAAAAUUUGAUGAAUUGUGCAGCCCUAUUUUAGACAGUGAGGGACUCGGGGGUCAUUAAUUAAGCGCAGUAAUCGUGUUGCAAGGAAAGGGCUUGAGGAUACGUUUGGAGCGAGGUCUGCUGAUGAUACAACAUGGAUAGACGCCCUCAUAUCUACUCAUGACCUCCUGCAGAUUUCUCUAAUGUUGUCAGCAUUUGUCUGUUUGAUGUUUCCUUUAAAUUUCCCAGGAAAAACCAGCUGCUAGUGUCUCCAGUUGUCCUGAUUUACAGCCCCCACAUCUGGGGGUGCAGUAAUAUUUCACCCAGCGAUAGCAGGAGCAGUCCAGAGAAAUGUCUGUCAUUCAUCCAGGCCCUAAAUCUCGCUCUUGUUUGUGUGUCUUUGUGUGUCUCCCCUGUCUCAGCCGUUCACCCACCACCUCCAGCCUCAUGGCCGCCAGCAACGUCACCAACAAAACCGACCCACGCUCCCUCAACUCCCGGGUCUUCAUCGGCAACCUGAACACCCUGCUGGUCACCAAAGCUGACGUGGAGGCCAUCUUCUCCAAAUAUGGCAAGAUCGUCGGCUGCUCGGUGCACAAGGGCUACGCCUUCGUUCAGUACGCCAAUGAGAGGAACGCCCGAGCUGCGGUGACCGGGGAGGACGGGAGGAUGAUUGUUGGACAAGUGCUUGGUAAGGAUUUUCACUUCAGUCGGUGUUGCUCAUUCUUAACCAUCGUAUAUCUUAAAACUGUAUCUUCUAUAAUCUUUAAACCAGUUUAAUCUGGAAUAGGCAGGAAUAGUACCCUGUGACGUAGGGUAUAAUUUUCUACUUUACACAAAGAUGUACUUUGAAUAUCAAUGUAGGGACUUUUGAAAGAACUAGUCGCUGCUUUAAGAGCUGUGACGAACUGGAACUUUGUGAACUUUGCAUAAUACACAGACCAUAACUUCCUGGAAGAGUCUGUGUGAUCCUCCAUAUGAGAAGGCACUUCAUUGACUGGAUGCGCAGAGAACUAAGACAUGGAAUAAAACACGCUUCACAAGAUGGUGCCACAGGCUGAUUGCUCUCCAGUUAUCUCUAGUCCUUUAAAAAGGGUAAAUUUGACCUGAAGUGUGGAAAAUGUAUCCAAAAACAAAAACUUAAUUGAGUGUUUUGGUUUUUUUUCUUCCCCUCAGACAUUAACCUGGCAGGAGAACCCAAACCCCACCGAUCAAAAACCACCAAACGCUCAGCUGGAGACAUGUACAGGUCAGUAGAGAAGUCCUUUUAGAAAUGAUAAACGCCGUCACCUUCAGGUUUCCUUCCACUGACUGUUCUUAUUUUUCCUCCCAAACAGCAGUUCCUCAUUUGAGCUGGACUACGACUUUCAGAGAGAUUAUUACGACAGGUGAGUGACGUGAAAGUCUUUUCUGUGCCUGAUCAGUCAGGAUGACCUUUAUUUCAUUAAAACUUUAAACUGUAAAUGUUUUCUACUUCUCCGUGUUUGAUACCAGAAUGUACUCAUACCCGUCCCGUGUUCCUGCUCCCCCUCCACCCUUGUCCCGGGCCGUGAUUCCGUCCAAACGCCCGAGGGUGAGUUUGAGUGGAGGAAGCAGCCGAAGAACCAAAAGCAGCUUCUCUUCUUCCUCCAAGAGCAGCCAGAGGACUUCCUCAUCCAGAGCAAGUAAGCAUCUCUACAGCUUUUAUCAUCACCUGAGUUUUCCUGAUUUUCCUUUCCUCGUGUCUUGAUGAAUUUGGGUUCUUAUAAAAUCUUGAAAUAUAAUCUAUUCUGAAUUUAUCCUGGAGGUUUCAGCAGGAAUCAGUCCUUCCAUAGUGGCCUAUGAAGAAGUCUUCCUAACUACCUCCUCUUCCCUUUCUCUGCAGUGAAAGUGGACGAGCUGCAGACCAUCAAGCGAGAGUUGACCCAAAUCAAAAGCAAAGUGGACGACCUCCUGGAGAGCCUGGAGCGCAUGGAGAAGGACCACAGCAAGAAGUCAGGUAGGAGCUGGAGACACGGUAUGUUUUCAUUUUUUACCGCACAACUGAUUGUUUAGUUUAUCUGACAUUUGUAAAUGUCUUUUAAACGUCUCGUAAAAGAGCAGAUAAUCAUGCACCUCCCUGUUUGGCAGAAGUUAAGAGCACAAAAACCGAACCAGGAGAGGUGACUUCUCCUCCACACCCGAGCAACAAGAAGGAUGAGCUCAAAAGAGAGCGGGAGAGCCAGGAGAUGAACGACUCCGAUGAUGAUGACGAGGAGGAGGAAGAUGAAGGAGACCUGCUGGACGAGGAAGAGGUACGACGAAAGUUUAGGACUAAAACAGCUGGAGUACCCGACUCUCACUCCUGAUCAGUUUUGUUCAUACAAAACGUGCGUUUUCUUACUGCAGGUGAAGAGUCAGGAGAGAGACGACGAAGAGGAGGAUGAGGAGGAAGAAGGAGAACACGUGGAAGGUGACGACGACGGCGACAGCGUCAACGGUGAGGAAGACUCAUAGGAAGGAAAGCCCACAGCGACGCAUGCAGCGUUCACACAGCUUCCAGUAGGAACUUGGACUCCUGUUUUAACACUCAUGUUGUAGAUAAAGAAGAGAAAACACACACACAGAAGCAUGGUGCACACACACUCUGUUGUCCCAUCGUCCCUGAGGCAGAUCAUUAUCACUUUUUCUUUGUUACUUUGGCCAGUUGUCCAGUAUCGCUGUAAGAGGAAGAACUAGCUGUAGGUUUGUGUUUUUAUGCGUGGUGACUGGUCUUCAGGAUGAAGAAGAAAACAUGGACCGUGAAUGUCCUCAGAGACGACAGCUCGACGGACAUGUCUUAACGCGAGGAGGACGAACAUUCAAGUACAAAGGACCGUUUUUAGACUCAGUGUGUUUUUUUUCCUCAUUGCAGUGAGUUUGUUUGACUUUGUGCGUCUGUAUGUCAAUGUCAGUUUUUUAUACUGUUUGGUUUCAGUUUAACUGUAAAGGAAUAAAUUGCAAUAAAAUAUUAAAAUGGACGUUGA